Cladophialophora immunda is the source of this 486-nucleotide messenger RNA. RefSeq lists its product as uncharacterized. The transcript has a single exon. NCBI's taxonomy places the organism in Eukaryota, Fungi, Ascomycota, Eurotiomycetes, Chaetothyriales, Herpotrichiellaceae. Gene Ontology annotation, molecular function: protein-macromolecule adaptor activity. Bases 1 to 486 code for a protein of 161 amino acids. The record is from RefSeq and is a predicted model, not a curated record. Gene Ontology annotation, biological process: proteasome regulatory particle assembly.
AUGUCGGCCGAAUCCCAGCCUAUCUCAGCAGACCGUUUCGCUCUAGCUAUUCAAGACCUUCCUGCUGAGAACUUGUACUCCAAGGCUCAAGAAAUUGAAAACUCCAUCGCCCACCUCGAACGCUCCAACAGACAACUGCAAGAAUAUAUUGAUAGCAUCAGAUCAGACACCAGCUUACCAGAAAGUACGAGGCAAGAGGGGGACAAAGACUGCUCGGAUGCAAUUCAGGAGAACCAUAUUGUGAUCGAACGACAGAGGGAGAGAGUAGAGCUGUUGAAACGUGAGGUGGAGAGAAGAGGAGGGAAAUGGCACGAAGCUGACACCAAUGGAAAGUUGAACGGGGCAUCAGAAGAGCCGUCCGGUGGUACAGCAGAGACGGAGAGGAACGCAGGUGGAAGAUUGACCGACGAGGAAUUGCGGCGGCAGAUGAUGGAUCGGCUCGGAGGCGACGACAACGAUAACAACGGGGACGGAAUGCAUUUGUAA